UUCGGAAGUGCUAGAAUGUGGAGGGGGGGUUCAUUCCUCAAAGUAACUCGUGGCCUUACUGCCCAUAUAAAAUCCGUCAGGGUGGUGGCAAUCAGGACAUUUGGAGAAGCAGACAAAGAUUUAAAGACUAGGAAUCAAGACAUUUGGCAAAACAAAGAAUAUUAGAGGAGCCAUGGGGGCUUUAUUUGUUCAAUACACUACUUUCGCAUUUCUUCUUCUUGCAGUGAUGGAGUCCAUUGGAAGCCCAGCUUACGGCUCCAUCCUCUCCUCUGACCUCUCUGAUUUAAAGGUAAGCGAGACAUGGCCAGGAUUAUUAUAAAGAGUGUCUGUUGUCCAAUUUGGGAAUUGUGGAGAAUUAAAAUGGGAAAUUUAAAAUUUAGGCCAAUAUAGCAGAGUUUCUAACUGGAUUUAGGACACUGGACUCAGGUAGAGGAAUAUUCUGUGAAAAUUAAAAGGGAAUGUUUAAUCUGAAACUAUACUGACUUUUAUUCCUGGGAUUUUAACUGAAUAACAAAAUACACUGUGCAAUAUAUAUAUAUAUAUAUAUAAAUGUAUGAUAGAAGAUAGCACUCCAGGGACUCCGUAUUCUUUUAAAAAUAAAACAACAUUUAAUUUCAAUUGUCCAUAAAAAAGUUGACUUUCAGCCUCUGAAUAUAAUUUUUUUUUUUAUAUAAAACUAUAUUUGUGAAAAUAAGAUAAGAAGAAAACUGUAUAUUUUUCUGUGUGUAUUAUAUGGAACUCUAAAUGAAAGAGCUAUAUAGAUAGACUUUUACAAUUUCAUAAAAAACAGCUUGGGAGGAUGGAGAGAUAUAGGAGAUAUUUUGUUUCAAUUAACAGAAUGCAAUGUGUUGCAUAAUGAACUUCAAAUUAUCAUAUUUAAUAUAGAUAUUAAUAGACAGACAUAUUUAACAAGAAAUUGGUGAGUGGAAACUAGUUUAGUUAAAUAAACACACGGUCUACAUAUGUAAAAAUCAGAAAAUCUAAAUCUUAAAAUAGCAAUAUAACAAAUAAAACCAUUAAAAUCUGGAUGGAUGAGAGAAUAUUUAAAUACAUUGUAAGAAGGGGGUGAUUUAUAUUGGAAAGUACUCUUUACACAAGUGGGAUUGUGGAUUUUUAUGUUUAAGUUACAAAUCUAUACUUUCUUGCAUUUACAUCUCCACCGUAGCCUUUCAGAAUGAAUUCUCUAGUCCUACUUGUGUAUCUGCCCUUCAUUUUUACCCAGCUCCCCAUAAACUAAUUCUUUAAACCCUUUCCUAAGCAAAAAGUCAAUUCUGUGGCCACAUAAAUUAACAAUACAGCUAAUAUAGUUAAAAUUAUUUUUCCCAUGACAAAGAUCUAUCUUACCUGUGAAAGUCUGCUUUUGGAUUGAUAGAUUUACCUUUUAAUAAGUAAGACGCCUUGAGAUUUAAACAAUGUAUGUGAACUUUGUGGUUGAUACAUAUGAAUUCAAUAUAAUUUCAAUAUUCUCUACAUCAAAGUCUUCUAAAACUAUUAGAACUAUAUUCCUGAGAAUAUUCAGACAAACCGUACAGCGAGAAUGGUCAUGCUGGGUCAUUAAGAGUUUGUGUAGAGUGUAUAUACACAUAAUUGUUUUUAAUAGAAUUUAAAAAAAAAUUGUGGAAAUGAUAGAAGAGUAGCUUUGACAUUUAGAGGAACGUUACCCAAGAUGACACUAUAGCUUCCAGUGGUCACACCGUAUGAGAAUUAGAAACAUUACAAAGUAAUAAUUGACAUGAUUGAUUAGGCCCUCCAUUAACAUGUUCAUUCUUAACUGAACAGAGUGACACUUGGUUAACAUGUUACAAUGUGCUUCCACCAGGACAUAUUAUCACGCUUGGAAGACAAACUUCCUUCUGAGGAUGUUGAGGCCCCAUCACCAGACUUGUUUGCCCAGAAUUAUGACACAGUUGACUUGUCAAAUUCAGCUCCUUCCUGGACUGGGGAAGCUUCAAGACCUCAGUCAGAUUUGGCCUAUAACAAAGGGUCCUGGGGGCCGCCAGAUAAAUUGUCCCCACUCAAGAACAAACUACGGGAACUUCUCAACGUUCCGAGGAGCAUGAGAAGAUCUGACUGCUUUGGAUCCCGGAUCGAUAAAAUCGGAGCACAGAGUGGCAUGGGGUGCAAUAGCAGACGGGUGAGAGGCUAUUGUUUCUGAUGGGGAAGCGGUGUUCAUGUAUUUUACUGAAAAGUAAUUCAAUGGGGACAUAAUUUAUUUCUGAGCUACCUCAAUAAAUUAUAAAUAUAAUGAUAACCUCCAGAAAUAAUUCCUUGUGUGCCAAAUAACAGAGUAAUGUAAUUAUAUUUUGGGGAUUUUGUUGCAGACAAUCUUUAUACAUGCCGUAAAAAAAACCAAAAAAAAAACCGCCAAAAAUAUAAUGAGGCCUAUCAAAUUUAGCAUUAGCUUCUAUGCCAUUAUUUAAUACAUCACCCCGCAUAUAGAUAGUACAUACCGGACCUUCAUAAACCCUAGACCCUUGCUAAGCUGCUUACGGGAAGAAUGAUUAUUAAUUGUGAUAUUUUUAGAAGGCCAAUGUUUAACCCCUUAAUGACCAUUGGCAUUUUAUUCGUGGUGUGCUUUCAGUAAGAGGACAGAUUGUUAUUAAAGUAUAGGGUGUACGUUACUCUUAACUGGUUAAAAAGAUUAUAACAGGUUUUUUAGACUAUUUGGGAGUUGGGCAGAAGUUUUUGAGUCAAUAUAAGUUCAAAUGGUUCGCAUGAACUUUUCCAAUUAUGUUUGUAAUAUACAACCUCGGGUAAUUGUAUCCCCACUUUACACUCUUUCAUUCUAUUGUUUCCCAAAUCCAGUCCUGAAGGACCACUUAUAGACGGGGAUUAACACAUUUAACUCAAGGAUCACUAAGUAACCCAUCUGUGCUCAAACGUUGGGUUAUUUCUUGAGUGUUUUUGAGAACAGGAAUUGACAAAAAUGGUUUUGCAGUAUAUUGGUUCUCAGAUGAAUCCUUUAGGAUGAUCUGUGGUCCAGGAGUUCAAAAUCGAAAGCUUAACUCUUUCAGACAUUGCUGUAGAGGGCAACAAUAAUCAUGGUAAAUUACACUACUGGAUUUUAUCAAGUUAAGUACAAAGACUUGAGAAGUUGUGGUUUUAUAAAAUUCUGGCCAUUAUCAUCAAGAUCACAUGCUACACGUUACCAACAUUAUAUUCCGGUCUGUGCCAGCAUGGAAUAUCCAGCUUUAGCAGAUCUUAACAGAAUUCCAUUCUGAAAUAGAAUCUUUAAAGAUCAGAUUGAUUGGAUGUCAUCUUUCUCUAGAAAGUAUUUUGGCCAUAUUUAGCCAUCCUGUGCUAUUUUACUAGAAUAUAUGUUCAAUAGACAUGGUCAAAAAAAUACUUCACUAAAUUAACUCAUCUUCUUUUCUUUAUAGUUUUAAAGAAAGCACUCCGAGAUAAGAAAAGCCCAGAUGACGACGACCAAAGAGAGGGUGAAGGGUUAAUGUAUUUACAGACACUGUGCACCUAACACAAUCUACGUCAUUGUUUCAUUCAUGUGCAAAAUCUAUUUAUUUUUUUACAUGUAAAAUUUUGACAGCUCACAAAAACGUCACUAUUUAUUCAGAGUGAUUUAAUAGUAUCACAUCCGGAGGCUUGUGACGCAUUGCAGCAGAGAAAGUGUUAAAUCUUCAGGACCUUGGACGAGUUAAAACACAUUUUAUUCCUUAUUUUUUUGUUGUUGUUCCAUUCUUUGUUGUAUAGUGAAGAAAAAUAAUAAAGGAUGCUUUCUACAAGCCUCAUGUUGCCAGGGAUUAUCUCAGGAGUCUGUUCGUUAUCCUUGUAUCGCUGACUGAUUCAUUCUCUGUUUUUUUAAAAAUCACGGCCUGAGUCCGAUUCCCUCUCCCAGCAUCAACAUUUUAAUGGGCUCUGCACCAUAUCCCCCUAGACGCUACAAAACACUGCGAAAAGGCCUUAAAAAUUCACCAAUACUGUAAUUCUUUGUGCUGAUACAAACAAAAACCUUAAUUCUGUUUGACAGAGUAGAAAGUAGACAUGAGGCAGAGGGGUACUAUAAUCUUACUAGUUUCUGGAGAUGUCCAGCACCUCGCUAUGUUCUUGCUGAGCCAACGCAUUUAAUGCCAAAGGCAAAAAAAAACCCCAAAAAACACAAAAAUUAUUGUAAGAAUGACAUCAGUUAUUAUGGUUGGGAAUGGAUUUAUAUGUGCUAUAACACUGAGUGACACAGCCCUGACAAUCAGAGGGUUAAUUCUUUGUCGUUUUGGUAGCGUUGUACAAAUCAUUAGUUGGCUAACAGGGCUCCUUAAUUUGCUCUCGAGAGUUUAAAAUAUAGUAUGACGUAUCAGAAAGACACAUUAUCAGUAUAACACAAACUGCUGAAGCAGUGUCCAAAAGACGGCGCUACACAAAGGAGAAAAUAAUGUGAAUGUGCAAUAAAAUGAAAAUGAAGAAUUUCAUGAUGUGCUUCAAAACUUUUUUCACUGUUAUUUGAAGAUAAG
Molecule: messenger RNA, 4463 nt
Organism: Pelobates cultripes (western spadefoot toad)
Lineage: Eukaryota; Metazoa; Chordata; Amphibia; Anura; Pelobatidae
Source: the annotation of a GenBank genome assembly